This is a messenger RNA of Pocillopora damicornis (cauliflower coral), 574 nucleotides long. Its product is annotated as protein sidekick-2. Gene Ontology annotation, cellular component: external side of plasma membrane; signaling receptor complex. The record is from RefSeq and is a predicted model, not a curated record. Gene Ontology annotation, molecular function: cytokine receptor activity; cytokine binding. NCBI's taxonomy places the organism in Eukaryota, Metazoa, Cnidaria, Anthozoa, Scleractinia, Pocilloporidae. Gene Ontology annotation, biological process: cytokine-mediated signaling pathway.
AAAGAACUUCCCCAAUUCAAUUAACAAUUAAUGUAUUCGGCUAACGUCACCUCAAGGAGUUACGCUAAAAUUUUAACUACCCGCUCUCCUGGCUAGAAUUAACAAUCUAGCUGCGAUUCAGAAGAGGGGUUUUAUAUAGCAAAGAUAAUCUAUUGAAAUUGAUAGACGAUGUAACAUCAUAGAUAUGGCAAUUUGCUGCCUACUCGAGAUCACCGCUUUUUUCGUGGUUAUUCAUCAUGGCAUUCAAGCUGAGAUACAAAUUGCCGCACCAAGCAAUGUGACGGUUUACAACAAAACAGGCGAUAGCUUGUUCGUCCAAUGGAGUGAGGUAAUAGGAGAGAUCCUUGGUUACAGAGUGCGUCAUCAGCGAAAUGAUACUCCUGUCGCCCUUGACAAAAAUGGAACAUUGAGUAAUAACAGCUCGAUAUUUGUUUGCAAAAACGUAACGGCUGUGAAAAUCGAAGAAUUGGAAGUAUAUACAGACUAUCAUGUCGAAGUAAGAGCAUUUAACAACGCAACUUUUGGGCCAAAUGCUACCAUUGCAGUUUUUCGUACGGAUGAAGGCGGUGAGUAA